This is a messenger RNA of Contarinia nasturtii (swede midge), 450 nucleotides long. RefSeq names its product scoloptoxin SSD20-like. The transcript has 3 exons. Bases 70 to 333 code for a protein of 87 amino acids. The record is from RefSeq and is a predicted model, not a curated record. Lineage: Eukaryota; Metazoa; Arthropoda; Insecta; Diptera; Cecidomyiidae.
GAUGAUAAUGGCGAGGUGCGAUUAGUCGCUGGCGCUGCGGGCGGUGUGAAAAUUCCAACUGCUAUAGCAAUGGUUAUUGCCGGCAUGUUUUGGUUUGAUCAUAACAUCAAAGAAGCUGUAGAUGCACCACGAAUACAUCAUCAGCUUAUACCGAUGGAAGUACAAUACGAAUAUGGAAAUACGCAGCAACUAAUCACGGGUCUGGAGUUGAUCGGCCAUAAAACGAAUCGAUACAGUGAUCGUGGCUCAGUGGUGUGCGCAAUAGCUAAAAAUCAAUCGGGAAUAUUUGCCAAUGCUGAUUAUCGUAAAGCUGGCGAAGUUGUUGGACUAUAACUGAAUAAAAUUGAUUCAAAUCUCUUACACAAUGACGGGAAAGGAAUGUGCACAUUUUUAACUAGUGACAAUGUCAUUGAUAUAAAAGAAAAUAAACAAUUUUGAUUGAAUAAAUUA